Styela clava is the source of this 4998-nucleotide messenger RNA. RefSeq lists its product as uncharacterized. Lineage: Eukaryota; Metazoa; Chordata; Ascidiacea; Stolidobranchia; Styelidae. Gene Ontology annotation, cellular component: plasma membrane. The record is from RefSeq and is a predicted model, not a curated record. Gene Ontology annotation, molecular function: Wnt receptor activity; Wnt-protein binding. Gene Ontology annotation, biological process: non-canonical Wnt signaling pathway; canonical Wnt signaling pathway.
UGGUUAGAUGAUGUGAAACGCCGCUCCAAACAGUUUGCAAACAAUAUCAAUGUAUAGUUUAAAAUAUCUACGUUGGAUAAUUGAAACAAAAUGAACAAAAUUGCGGAGUACAAGAGGGAUCCUCGUGGUGACUUUAGUUCAAGAUCUGAAACAGGACAAUCGCAGAACGAGACCCGGUUACAACAGGAUUGUUAUUGCUAUUGCCGAAAAUGUACUAUCGAAUGCCCGACUCGGAUAAAAGUAUUCGCCUCAGAAGAAUUAUUCUCUCGGUCGAAUAUGGAGUGGAAAAACUGUGCCGUUUGUGUCGAGAUAAUCCAAAUAAACAUUGAUAAAAAGCAUAGCAGUAUAAAUGCGAAUGAAGAUCAGAUUACUUCGGGUUAUUGCUGUGGCUGUCGAAGUAAUAGUACAAACCCUGAAACUGAGAAUUGCCUAUCUCCAACUAAAGUCAUGACCUGCACCAAUCGACAACUGGCUAACGAUUGCUGUGUUCAAUCGAAGUCUGCGCCUAAUGACUUGUCAAAGUUCAUGAUAACUGCUCAAGAAGAAUCUAACUUCCCUGUGGUAUCCAUGCCGACGAUGGCUUAUCAGGAUUUAGUUGUGCAGACUAAUGACGGCAACCGUUCAAGUGAUAUGCAGAGACCGCCUUGUCGGUUCAAAUCAUAUGAACACUCAAGUCCAUUGCCUCUUACGACAUGUAAUAAUCUUCAAUUCAAUGGGGUUUGGUCGAAGCCAAUCCAUAAAAUAGCGGUAUGGUCCGAUUUGUAUGAACAAUUUAAAACACGUACUUUGGCGCGCUUUCGGCAUAUGAGUGAAAAUUCAACUUCACAUUUGCGCUUUUGGACUAUGAAACGUUCAAGAGAAAUCACUGCCUUAUAUUAUCUAAUUUUAUUGCUUCUUAUCUUCACCUCGGUAACAAAUGCAAGCUUUGCCGGACGGAGAUACUCGACUCUCCGCAAUUUGGGACUGAGGUUUCCGAGACAAAGUGGUUUUCGACAUAACAUUCAGAAACCACGCAACCAGCGAUGUGAAGCAAUUACAGUACCAAUAUGCAGAGACAUUGGAUAUAAUCAAACGGAUAUGUCACUUUCUAUAACGAAUAAGUUCACUCAACACGAGGCAGAGCAAGAGCUCGCACCUUACACUCCAUUAAUAAAUUGGAAUUGUUCUGCAGAGUUGAAAUUGUUUCUUUGUUCGAUCUACACACCGAUAUGCAUGGAACACUACGGACAUUUUCUCCCGCCUUGCAGAUUUAUUUGUGAACGAGCAAAAAAGGGCUGCUUGCCUAUAAUACAUCACUAUAGUAGUUACAAGUGGCCAGAAAAACUACGUUGUGAACAGUUUCCUACUUAUGCAGGAAAACAUCCAAUGUGCAUGCAUUUUAAUCUGACGCGAACAAAAGAAGAAGAAGCGAAAAUUUUUAACUCUGAAAAAUUAACGGAAGAAGAUGUCAAUAGUCCCAAGUCGACGUCUGAAACCAAAACGCGAUUGACUACCCGACGACCACCAAAAUCUACAAAAGCGGCUAAAACACGUGGUACCACACCAUAACCAAAACUACGACAAAGCCAAGAAAGAUGAAACUUACAACAACGACUGCAACAGUGAAAACAAAUGCUCAUGUUCAUCACAGAAAGUUUUCGAAACCAACUAUAGAAACUUCCGACAUUUCUCCUGUCUUCAGUUCCGAACUCUUCUAUGUGCACGUGCCAAAAGCCAAUGGUAUAUAUUAGAAAUCCUCAAGACCCGAUGUACAACAGGGUUGCUACUGGUGGCGUUCCUAACUGCGCUGUGUCUUGUAAAUCGCCAUAUUUUACGAAAGACCAAAUUAUGUUCUCAGAAAUGUGGAUAAAAUGCUGGUCAAUCGUUUGUUUCGUAGUGACUCUGAUGACCGUUAGCACAUUUCUUAUAGAUAUGAGAAGAUUCAAAUAUCCUGAAAGACCUAUUAUAUUUCUGUCGACGUGCUACAUGUUUGUUAGCAUUGGGUUUCUUAUCCGAAUUGUAGCUGGCCACGAGGCCGUAGCGUGCGCACACAGGACAGACCAUGUUUUAUAUCACACCACUGGCCCAGUGUUAUGUACCACUGUAUUCUUACUGGUUUAUUUCUUCAGCAUGGCGAGUGCUCUAUGGUGGGUGAUUCUGGCAAUGACCUGGUUUCUUGCUGCAGGUUUAAAAUGGGGAAGCGAAGCUAUAGAAAAGUAUUCUCAAUAUUAUCACGCUGCUGCCUGGCUCAUACCUAGCUUGAAAAGUAUAAUGGUUUUGGCAAUGUCUUCCGUUGACGGCGAUUCUCUGUCUGGCAUUUGCUUUGUGGGGAAUCAAGAUGUUCGAGCUCUUCGCGGGUUUGUUUUGGCGCCUCUGGUAGUUUACCUAUUAUUGGGUGGAAUGUUCCUACUUGCUGGAUUCAUCAGUUUGUUUCGUAUCCGAAAUAGAAUUAAAAAGGGUGGAACAAAAACUGAUAAUCUUGAAAAACUCAUGGGACGAAUUGGAAUUUUCAGCGUGCUGUAUAUGGUACCAGCCGCAGCGCUUGUUGCGUGUUAUUUCUACGAACAGAAGUAUCGACCUAUGUGGGAGUAUUCGCAUAAUUGUAGAUCGAUGUUCAAAACUCCAGAAGAUGCUAACGUCCCUCAACUGUCAUUUGUUGCAGCUCACAACAAAUAUUCUUUCGAAGGACCAAUUUUUCCUGAAUUCAUUGUUUUUAUGGUACGAUACCUAAUGACAUUGUUGAUUGGUAUUACGAACGGAGUGUGGAUAUGCAGUCCAAAGACACUGACCUCAUGGAAAGGUUUCUAUAGACGUUGUGUGUGUUGCUUAAACGGAGCACCUUGUCCCCCACCUUGCGGUAAAGAUAUUUUCACUGCGAAGACUUCCGUUGUGGCGAUUCGAGAAAUCAAAAAAGGCACAUAACAGCCCAAAAAGAUCAUAAAAUACCUGUAAAGCAACAGAGAGCAAUCCUAGAAUUGAUGGCGAUAAUCGCAGCGAUUCAUUUCGAUUACAAAAGCACGAUUUGAGUAAAAUUGAAUAUGACCAAAAUGAGUUUCAAAUUAAUUCUGAAUGUAGAAAAUCUUCUAGUAGUAGGCAAGUACCAUCAUCAAAAUGUGAAGUUUGCGACAGGAGCAGCAGGUCGUCAAGUAACAACAGUCGCACUUCGAGGAAAAAAAGAAAACGACGUUCAAGAAGUCGGACUCCAAUCGAAAACUACUGUGAUAGAAAAGAAACUUCCCGAGUUAGGCCAACAGGCAUGGAAAAAGAUGAAUCACACGUUGCGAUGAUCUGUAACAACACAACCUCCACUGAUGGAAGUGAUCGGCACUUCUUCGAUGACCCUAAUUUGAUGAAUACUCACAAGUUCAGAGAACAAGAUGCUGUUGUGCGUGUAAUCCUCACUUAACAACUGAGAGCAACAACACCUACUCGGCAAAGUUCUCAUUCUAGUGGCCGAAGCAAAACAACGAAAAUACAGGAUUGCCGAGUUUGUAACAAGACACUUGGUCCAAGUUCUGAAAAGCUAAUAAGCAACGGUCAAAGUUACGUGAUAAAUGACGAUAACUUACCACCGUGUAUAUUGCAGUCUUGCGGUUCGGUAACGUCAUAUAAUUUUUGCAGUCAAAAAUCUGCACCAUCUUCACAUGCUACUGAAUUUGACGAAGACGAAGUCCAAGAGACCUUGCUAAACCAUAAUUUAGUUAAUGAAACAAGUAACGACACCACUUCUCCAUAUUACCAUUAUCAUCAUCACCAUUAUAACAGUAAACAUGAAAGUUGAUUUUUAUAAAUAAUAUUUUGAAACUUCUACUUUUAUUGUAUGAACUGGCGUUUGUUCAUAUAUCAACUAAGUAGAACGAUUUGACUGAUGAUCAGUCCCUGUUAUUUAUACCUAUCGAAACUAGUUGUCCCUAAGUCUUAUAAUAAAGGCAAACGUAUGAUAUACUAAACAUCUUAUAAAAAUGCGAUAGAAACAUAUUAUAUAUAUAUGAAGAAUGUUAGAACGGCUUUUAUAAGAGACGUUGAAAAUAACUGUAAACCAAAAACCAUCGAUAUUAUCAGCAAGUAUCUCCUCGCAUUGGAUACUGUAACUUUUAUAUGUAGUUUAAAAAAAUGAUAGUCGAACCAUUCAAAAGUAAAAUACUCAAGGGCAAUCACCGUAGUCGAGGCGACGCUACUGUAUUAGAUACAUCGAUUUCUAUCUUAAUUCCCAUCUUACCCAAUGUUGUUCAAUUAUCUCUGUUUUAUGCUAACCUAUUUUUUUUACUUGCCACGUUUUAAUUUAACUGCCUCUUACUUUUCCUAGGUUACAAAUACCUUAGGCAACUUGCACUUAUUCUGCAUAGAAGGUACAUAAUUGAAAAUUGAUUUGUUUAGUCACAGAAGAAAUAGCAGCCCCAGUGCACAGUUCUAACCUAAGCUUUGCUUAAUAUUUUAGAUGAUAUAGGCGAACAGUCGUUUUCCAAAUCAUUAAGUUGAAUCCACCUAAAUUUUAUCCAAUGGAUUUCAUCAUUAGAACUCUCAUAUUUCCGUUUUAGUGAGCAUGUUUUCAAGUUUUCUCUGAUCCAAGCUCUGCCCUCUGGUCUAGGAAAGUACGCCUUCUUACAAUUGUAUUGUGGAUGUUUUGAAAAUGUUUUAAUUUAGGUUUUAUGAAAACGCAAUUUGAAAAUUGUUUCAAUCCCCAGUUGGAAUAUUUCUUAUAGUUAAUGUUUCAGUAUAUGUUCAUUACUUACUUUGUGAUUUCUAUUAAAACAUAUAAACUGAAGAAUUGCUGGGAGCUUUAAGUUAAUGAAUCUAUAUAUUUUAUCACGAAACACACUGUAAUCUAUUAUACAUAUUGUUUGUUUAUUUCUUCUUUUAUCUAUUUUGUUUUUCCUAUCUAUUUUAUGAUUGAAAUAUUGGUUGUACAGACAUCUUUAAGUUUAUUGUUCUUGUUGAGCAUUUUCCUAACAAUUACAUCAAAAGGUGUGUGCAUGAUUACUGGGCAAUUUCCUGUCAAUAAAUGUGAAUCACAAAUGA